Messenger RNA from Diceros bicornis minor, 5064 nucleotides. It is a transcript of the gene RFX5, whose product is annotated as regulatory factor X5. Bases 421 to 2418 code for a protein of 665 amino acids. NCBI's taxonomy places the organism in Eukaryota, Metazoa, Chordata, Mammalia, Perissodactyla, Rhinocerotidae. Gene Ontology annotation, molecular function: DNA-binding transcription factor activity, RNA polymerase II-specific; RNA polymerase II cis-regulatory region sequence-specific DNA binding. The record is from RefSeq and is a predicted model, not a curated record. Gene Ontology annotation, biological process: regulation of transcription by RNA polymerase II. The transcript is spliced from 11 exons.
AUGAAGCACACACGGGAAACCAAGGAACACUAAGAGCAUUUCAGCUUAAUGUGGUACAGCUGCUGAGGUUUCGACGCCUCCAUUAAGGAGGAACGCUAGCCUGAGUUUGCAGUAGCUCUGACGACCGAAGGCAAAACUGAAACACGGAAGGAGAGGGCCAAAGAAAAGGCUCCAAAGGGAGCCGAGCGCCUGGUCUGUCGUCCUGCGGUCCCUUUAAGAGAAGAACCUCUUGGGACCGGCAGUCCCAACCGACCCCAGUUUUAACCGAAACCUAACCCGGACUUCCCCCUCUUGACUCAAAUAAGACCAACUUUGGAUUUUCCCUCUCCUAUUGACCAAUCAGAUUCUGUUACCAGGCAGACUUUAGCUGCCGCCGGUGCGAGCCCGGCGCCUUCUGUCUCCGGGUGGCAGCAACGACCAAUGAGAGAGCAGGCCGUCCGAGUAUCUAGGCAGAUCCGGGCUGUGCCAGCCAUUCAGAAAAAAGAAAAUAAAGCAACGCACGAGCCCGCUGGGCCAAGACCGUGGGGCUGGGCUGGAGUGAAGGUGGCUACGAGCCCUCAUGCUGGGAUGGCAGAAGAUGAAGCUGAUGCUAAGAGCCCAAAGACUAGGGGAAGGGCCUCCUCAGGUAGUGCUGAGGCAGGGGAACCUACCACCCUUCUUCAGAGGCUCCGAGGUACCAUUUCCAAAGCCGUGCAGAACAAAGUAGAGGGAAUCCUGCAAGAUGUACAGAAAUUCUCAGACAACGACAAGCUGUAUCUCUACCUUCAGCUCCCCUCAGGGCCGAGUACAGGAGACAAAAGCUCAGAGCCAAAUACACUCAGCAAUGAGGAGUACAUGUAUGCCUAUAGGUGGAUCCGCAACCACCUAGAAGAGCAUACUGACACCUGUCUGCCAAAGCAAAGUGUUUAUGAUGCCUAUCGGAAGUACUGUGAGAGCCAUGCCUGUUGCCGCCCACUCAGCACAGCCAACUUUGGCAAAAUCAUCAGAGAGAUCUUCCCUGACAUCAAGGCCCGAAGGCUUGGUGGCCGGGGCCAGUCCAAGUAUUGCUACAGUGGUAUACGAAGGAAGACUUUGGUGUCUAUGCCACCCUUGCCUGGACUUGACCUAAAGGGCUCUGAGAGUCCAGAAAUGGGCCCAGAAGUAACCCCAGCACCUAGAGAUGAACUGGUUGAGGCAGCCUGUGCCCUGACCUGUGACUGGGCAGAGCGAAUCCUGAAACGGUCCUUCAGUUCCAUCGUUGAGGUCGCCCGCUUCCUGCUACAGCAGCAUCUCAUCUCUGCCCGAUCUGCACAUGCCCAUGUGCUCAAGGCCAUGGGGCUUGCUGAAGAGGACGAACAUGCCCCUCGAGAACGGUCAUCUAAAUCCAAGAAUGGUGUAGAGAACCUAGAGGGUGGAGCCCAUAAGAAACCAGAGAGACGGGCCCAGCCUCCUAAAGAGGUGGAACCCCGGGCUGGGGUUGGCCCUGCAGCAUGCGGAGAGCGGAAGAAAAGCAUAGUGGAGAGCCCGGCCCCAGCAGCCAAUAACCCGCAGGUUAAUGCCCUGGUGGCCCGGCUGCCUCUGCUUCGCCCUCGGGCCCCUCGCUCGCUCAUUCCGCCAAUCCAAGUCUCUCCACCCAUCCUGGCCCCCAGGCUUUCUUCAGGCGCUCUGAAAGUAGCGACGCUGCCUCUGCCCAGUAGGGCUGGGGGACCCCAGGCAGCUGUGCCCAUCAUUAAUAUGAUCUUACCAACUGUUCCUGCUUGGCCUGGGUCUGGGCCUGGGCUUGGGCCAGCUCCACCUGGGGGGCUCACUCAUCCGCGGGGCACAGAGAAUAGGGAGCUAGGCAUAGGUGGUGACCCAGGACCCCAUGACAAGGGUGUCAAGAGGACAGCUGAAGUACCUGUGAAUGAGGCCAGUGGGCAGGACCCACCAGCUAAAGCAGCAAAGCAGGAUAUAGAGGAUACAGGAAGUGAUGGCAAAAGAAAACGGGGGCGCCCUCGAAAAAAAUCAGGUGGAAGUAAGGAAAGGAAUUCUACCCCUGACAAGUCAGCAGCUGCUAUGGACUCUGCCCAGUCCUCAAGGUUACCACGAGAGACAUGGGUCUCUGGAGGGGAAAGCAACUCAGCUGGAGGGUCAGAGAGGCCAGGGCCAAUGGGAGAGGCUGAGAAGGGGACGGUGCUUGCCCAAGGUCAGGAAGACGGUGCUGUUUCCAGAGGAGGAAGGGGCCCCAGUUCCCGGCAUGGCAAAGAAGCAGAACAUAAAAUUCCUCAUGUCACCCCGAAAGUGAGUGUCAUCAAGGGCAGUAGAAGCCAAAAGGAGGCUCUUCAUUUGGUAAAGGGAGAGUUAGACACUGCAGCACAGGGUAAUAAAGACUUAAAGGGGCAUGUACUUCAAAGUUCCUUAUCCCAUGAGCAGAAAGACCCCAAAGCAACACCCCCGUGAUAGGAAUGUGGGGAAGAGUGUUCACAUCAUAUGUUAACUCUACCUGUCCGCCUAGUAGAGGCCCUUCUCUGCACUUGCUUCUCCUUUGGCUCUUCUUUUCUGAAGAGAAUUUAUGCUAUUCUGUAUAGACAGCUGAGGCACCCUGUCUGACACGGUGCUUGGUUCCUGCCUCUGACCUUUCCAGCUCAAUACCCUUGGCUUUAGAGUCACUAAUAAAUCUGUAGUGACCAUCUUACCUGGAUCCCUGUGCUAUCCUGUGAGAAGAUAGGGAUGGAAUAAGUAUGAUGAAUGUCUAAGUUAGGAAUCUUUUGGUUUUAAAUCGUAGAAAACCUAACUUAAACUGGCUUAAAAAUAAAGAUAUAUUGGCUCAUGCAACUGGAAAGUCCAGAGGUAGUGCUGGCUCCAGUAAAGCUGAUCCAGUGGCUCACUAUGUCUCUAAAUACCUGAUUGACUUUUUACCCUGCUGCUCUACCUUCUGUAGGCUCAUCUUAAGCCUGGGCCGCCUCAUGGCUGCCAGCACUCCUACUAUUACAUGUUUCUUCAUUUAUGUUCAACCAGAAAGAGAGGGCAUCUUUGUGUGGGAAUCCUAGCCAAAACCCUCACUCUGAUUAGGCCAGCCUGGGUCACAUGUCCACCCCAAACCAAUCACUGUGGCCAGGGAUGGUAUAUGCUAAUUUGCUUAUUCUACAUCAUGGACUGCACUUGUGGAAAAAAAAAGGCCUCCUGAGAAUCACAUAGAUCCCCAAAUGGAAACAGGGAGGGGGGGUCUUGGGGAGGCAGCUGACACCUACCACUACUAUGAAGCACAUGUGGUUUUAGCUUGCUAGGUUGAGAUCAGCUGUACCUCCUUCCUUUUUUUCUCAUAGUCUUGGAUUUUCCUUACUGCAGUUCUAAUUUCUUUCCUCUUGUUCUAGUCUCAAGAGGAAUGAGAGGGAAGUCACUCUACUUUGGGGACUAUCUCUUUAGUCUCAUUUAGAUGACUAUCUAAGUUUUUUCACCUAUAUUUCAGAGAUGGAACUUCUUCCUUUUCCUAUUUUCUGAAUUUUAGUUUCUUCCUCAUUCCUGCUUCCUUAUCCCUCACCCUACUGCCACUUUCAUCAAGUAGAGUGAAAGAUUUACUUCCUAGUCAUUUUAUUAAAUUCAUUCUGUAUCCACCAGGUGUCAGUCUCUUGUCAUACAUGUGUCAGGACUUAGCCAGGAUUGUGGAGUUUAGGCUAGCUGUAUGGAAGGAGGUAGCUCUGGAUAUCAGGGAGCACCAAUGGGGAGGGAAUCCAGACCCUCCAGGUGUAUCCUUGGGAAUAGCAGUAAACCAAACAAUAUUUAUUGAGGACCUACUUUGUCUUCUGCAUAGGGUAGCUUCCGUCAGGGAAUCUUGGUUCUUCCCAAGAAAUAUAGAUUUUCUUUCAGGGAGACUUCAUUCAUUUGUUCAUUUAUUUCCACCACAGCAGAUUUUUUAAAAUUAUAAUAUGUAAUAUUUUAUAUAUAUAAAGAAUAUAUUUAAAUGAAUAAAUUAUGAAGCAUAAUAAUUAAAUGAGUACCUAUGACCCAUCACUCAAUUUACACAUUAAAACAUUAGAAAUACCAUUGAGUUUCUUGUGUUCCUCUCCUAUCCUCUCUGCCUCUCCCUAGAGGUAACCACUGUCCUUAAUUUUGUGUUUAUUAAUUAACUGCUAUUUAUAUGUAUUUAAUCAUAAAUGUAUAUAUCCUUUAAAAAUGUUCAGUUUUGCUUUUUAGCUUUACAAAAAUUUUAUACUCUAAUAGUGCCCUGCAGUUUGCUUUUUUUCACUUAACAUUAUUUCUAAGAUUCAUCCAUGUUGUAGAUAGCUAUGAUUCAUUCACUUUCAUUUGUAUAAUAUUCCACAAGGGCAUAAACCACAACUUAUUUAUCCAGUCACCUAUCAAUGGACAUUUGGGUUCUUUCCAAUUUUUUGCUGUUACAACAAUGCUGCUAUGAACAUUCUUGUACAUGUCAGUGCCUUUGUUUUUAGUAAGAUUUCUAGAAAGGUUUCUAAGAUGGUUCUUUUGGUCUCUAUACUCUCUUGAGUUGGGGACUGUUCCCUCCUGUCUUAUUCUUUGGAAGAGUUUACAUCAGAUUGAAAUGAACUGUACCUUGAAAUUUUGGUAAAACUCACCUGUUAAGCCAUCUGAGCCUGGCAUUUCUUUGUGGGAAAAAUUUUAACUAUUGAUCCAAUUUCUUUAAUUAUAGACUAUUUGGGCUUUCUAUUUCUUCUUGAGUCAAUUUAGGUAAAGUGUUUUUCAAGGAUUUUGUGCAUUCAUGUCUUUUUUUCUAAUGAAAUUUCUUCUAUUUUCUUUUUUGCCUCUGCUCUCUGGGUAGUCAUGACCUCUUUUUCAUUUCUCUUGUUUACUUGUGCCUUCUUUUUUUUUUCCCCUUGAUCAGAUGCACCAGAACUUUAUUAUUUUACUUGUCUGUCUUCAACUACUACUUUGUGCUUUGUGGAUUCUCUCUCUUAUGUAUUUGUUUUCCAUUCAUUAAUUAUGGAUCUUAUCUAUAGUAUUUCCUUUCUUCUGCUUUCUUUAGAUUUAAUUUUAUGUUCUUUUAUAACAUCUUAAUUUUGACACUUAUCUAAUUAAUUUUCAAGAUGUCUUUUUUUUAUUGUAAGUUUUUAAGGACAUGCUUUUCUACAU